Molecule: messenger RNA, 1821 nt
Organism: Papilio machaon (common yellow swallowtail)
Lineage: Eukaryota; Metazoa; Arthropoda; Insecta; Lepidoptera; Papilionidae
Gene: qless
Product: all trans-polyprenyl-diphosphate synthase PDSS1
Exons: 8
Coding region: 30-1349 (439 amino acids)
Biological process (GO): isoprenoid biosynthetic process; ubiquinone biosynthetic process
Cellular component (GO): transferase complex; mitochondrion
Molecular function (GO): prenyltransferase activity
Source: RefSeq, a predicted model, not a curated record
UUGAGUGGGGAGAAAAAGGCACAGCGCUUAUGUGCUAUGUGUGUUAUGUAGUUCAUGUCCGCAAGCGUCUCGUAGCAGUUGUAGCUAUGGCGUGUUUAAGUCCGAGUAGGCUCUGUGCUCGUGUUCAAGAUAAGUUAAUGUGUCAAUUUGGACAUAAAGUUCGAAGGCAAACUGUAUUUGUGAAACUCAAACCUCCAGGACCAACUCCAUUGCGGAUAUUUGGACGAACAUGUCAGCGUGUGACUACAUGCGGUCCGGCAUGCGGGUCGGCGGGCAUGGGCCCGGCAGCGGCGGGCGCGGUGCGGCGUCUAGCCUCCAGUCUGCAGAGCACCAGCACAGGCUCGCUGCCCGACUACGGCACACAGAUCGUCGACCCCUACCGCCUUCUAGAAGACGACCUCAACGGCAUCUAUGAAGACAUACGAUCGGAGCUGGAACGCAACACAAACCAAGCGGAACUGAACACCAUAGCUACAUACUACUUCGACGGACAGGGCAAGGCGCUCAGGCCGAUGGUCGCUAUACUAAUGGCGCGAGCUGUCAAUUACCACGUCUACGGCGAAAACAGUGCACUGCUGCCGUCACAGCGGCAAGUUGCGAUGAUCAGCGAGAUGAUCCACUCUGCAUCACUCAUACACGAUGACGUCAUCGACCAGAGCGACUUCCGGCGCGGGAAACCCUCAGUCAACGUGCUCUGGAACCAUAAGAAGGUGGCGAUGGCCGGCGACUUCAUCCUCGCCGUGGCGUCGAUGAUGAUAGCUCGCUUGCGCAGUGAUGAGGUCACGCUCGUACUCAGCCAGGUGGUGACGGACCUGGUGCAGGGCGAGUUCAUGCAGCUCGGCAGCAAAGAGACUGAGAACGAGCGAUUCGCGCACUACCUCACAAAGACAUACCGCAAGACCGCCUCGCUCAUCGCCAACUCUGUCAAAGCGGUGGCGCUGCUCAGCGGAGCAGACGAGGCGACUAGCGAGCUGGCGUUCCAGUACGGGCGCAACCUCGGACUGUCGUUCCAGCUGGUGGACGACUUGCUAGACUUCGUGUCCUCGGCGCAGGCCAUGGGCAAGCCCACCGCCGCCGACUUGCGCCUCGGCCUCGCCACUGCUCCUGUACUAUUUGCUUGCGAGAAAUAUCCAGAACUGAACCCGAUGAUAAUGAGGCGAUUCCAAGAGGCCGGGGACGUGGAGAAGGCGUUCGAGCUGGUGCACAAGUCGCGCGGACUGGAGCAGACGCGGUUCCUGGCGCGCAAGCACGGCCUGGAGGCGGCGCGGCUGGCCGCUGACCUCACAGACUCGCCAUACCAGAAGGCCCUCGUCGUCACCACCGACCUCGUGCUCAACAGGAUCAAGUAGACUCACUAACUAAACCUAUAGAAAGGCAUCCAAAGUUCUAGCGACGCAACAUCGAGAGUCUGAAAGCCCAGCUGUUGCUCAUAUUGCAGAAUGUUUCCGAACAUUACAUACAAAAUGGGUCGGCACUCCCGAAUUUUCCAAAUACUCUUUGGUUUAUAUAAUUGAAUCUCUCUUAUAUGCACUCCUAAGAGUAUUUCGAAAUGAACGCUUGACCUUUAUGUUAGAUAAAGGUAUAUGAAAUUAAGAAUUUUGGAUACCUUUUUUGUUGUAGUUGAAGUAUAGGUAGGUUUGUAUUAAUGUGUGUGUGUUAGAGCUCAGUCACUAGAGAUGAGAUGAGAUGAUGGAAGACUUUGUGAUCGUGCGACUUGUGUGUGUGAGUUACGUUGUACAUGACGAUAUGUUAUCGUACAUAUUUUACAAGUUAAAGGUGCCCAAGAAUUAUAAUCUAUAUACACAUAUAUGUAGACUAGUA